UUCUUCGAUGCUUCGGCUUGCACGCAUCUUCUGCCUUCUCUGGCUCCUAGUUUACCAAGCACAAGCAGUCAGCCACCUCUACUGAAAAUGAAAAUCGUGAAUACCAGCCGGCGAAAAGACGGCCCAUAUCACUUUAUCCCCGCUCUCUCCACUCUCUCAAGUCUCAAUCCAUGUCAAUAUCGUUUCAUUGAACUCCCAUAGGCCACAGGGCGGCGCUCAAAUAGAGUGAAAUCCUCUCAUUGCUUCGAAAUCGAAAGCCAUGGUCGCUCCGGGGUGUCUUCCUCUCUCGCCAUCUCUUGGUUCUUGUGACUUUUCGAAUCAAUACCACAAAUCUGCGUUCUUCCUUUUCUCCUUCCAUCGCCAGCAGCUUUUCCGCACCUCGAGGCCAUCUAGGCAGCCCAGACUCUUCACCAACCUUCAUCGAACCCCGCAGCGGCGCUGCUGUUGUCGAGGAGUAGCCCGUGCUGCCUAUGUAUCUGCUCCGGCCUCCGAAUACAACGCCGGCUCGGAAAAUGGCUCCGGCCGCACCGGGGAAGUCGUUUCAGCGGCGACUAUUCCGUCGGUUCUGCCGGUUAGCUGGGCUGUCAUCUGGCCGCUCCUGUCACAGCACAAACUGAGAAUUGUUGUGUCGCUAGCUUCACUCGUGGUUUGCACCUCAUGCACUCUUGCUAUGCCCCUUUUUUCUGGAAAGUUCUAUGAAGUGCUCAUUGGGCGAGGGACUGGGAGCUUUUGGAACCUUAUCUUUCGGAUUGGUGCUUUGUAUGUUUUGGAACCAAUUUUUACUGUUGUGUUUGUUAUAAACAUGACAAUUAUGUGGGAAAAGGUGAUGGCAAGCUUGCGGGGUCAAAUCUUUAAAAGAAUGUUGAUCCAAAAGGUGGAAUUUUUCGACCAAUAUAAGGUUGGUGAAUUGACAGGGUUGCUGACAUCCGAUUUGGGUUCACUAAAAGAAGUUGUUAGUGAAAACAUAUCAAGAGACCGUGGGCUUCGGGCAUUCUCCGAGAUUUUUGGUACAAUAUGUAUACUCUUCUCACUGUCAACAGAGCUUGCUCCUGUACUAGGCUUGCUGAUGAUUUCUGUGUCUAUUCUUGUAGCAAUAUUUAAGAGAUCAACCGUACCUGUCUUCCAAUCCCAUGGAAUGAUCCAAGCAAGUAUUUCUGAUUGCGCAGCUGAAACAUUUUCAGCAAUCCGUACUGUCAGAUCAUUUGCUGGUGAGAGAAAACAACUGUCGAUGUUCGGGAAUUUGUUACUUGCUUACGAGAAUAGUGGCUUAAAACUAGGCACUCUGAAGUCAGCAAAUGAAUCAUUAACGCGGGCAGUCGUUUAUAUUUCCUUGAUGGGCCUUUAUUGCCUUGGUGGAAGCAAAGUAAAGACGGGUGAGUUGUCUGUUGGUACUAUGACAUCUUUCAUUGGCUACACCUUUACAUUAACUUUUGCUGUUCAAGGGGCUGUUAACACAUUAGGUCAUCUUCGUGGAACCUUUGCUGCCAUUGAAAGGAUUAAUUCUGUUCUUUCUACAACUGAUGUUGAUGAGCCGCUGGCUUACAGUUUGGAGAAGGAACUUAAAUUAGAAGGUCUUAAAGGCGAUAAGCCUUGGUUUAUUUAUAAAGAUGACUACUCCUCCAAAAUCCAUGCCCAAAAUAAGCUUUAUAUGCAUGAGCUGAGAUCGGUUGCUAACGGGUGCAGUCUAGCUUGGUCAGGAGAUAUUUGUCUUGAAGAUAUAUAUUUUUCUUAUCCUUUGAGAUCCGAUGUUGAAGUCUUAAAUGGUCUGAAUCUUAUACUUACGUGCGGAAAAGUAACAGCUCUUGUUGGACCUAGUGGAUCCGGGAAAAGUACUAUUGUGCAACUAUUGGCUCGAUUUUAUGAGCCAACCAGAGGUCGAAUAACAGUGGCAGGAGAAGAUGUCCGGGCAUUUGAUAAAAGGGAAUGGGCUCGAGCUGUAUCUAUUGUGAAUCAGGAACCGGUGCUUUUCUCUGUAUCAGUUGGGGAAAACAUUGCUUUUGGACUCCCUGACAAGGAUGUGUCGAGAGAAGACAUAGUGAAGGCAGCAAAAGCUGCUAAUGCUCAUGAUUUCAUAAUUUCUCUCCCACAGGGCUAUGACACCCAAGUCGGUGAGCGUGGAGGCCUCCUGAGUGGUGGGCAGAGACAGAGAAUAGCCAUUGCUCGUUCCCUUCUAAAGAAUGCUCCAAUUUUGAUAUUGGAUGAGGCAACCAGUGCUCUUGAUGCGGUAAGCGAGCGACUGGUUCAGGAGGCUCUAGAUAAGUUGAUGAAGGGAAGGACUUCAUUAGUGAUUGCUCAUCGAUUAAGCACCGUCCAAAAUGCUCACCAAAUUGCUGUUUGUUCGGAAGGUAAGAUUGCAGAGUUAGGCACCCAUUUGGAGCUGCUGGCUAAGGGUGGUGGCUAUGCCUCUUUAGUUGGCACUCAGAGGCUCGCAUUUGAAUGAUUCUCCUGUUUUCCCUUGCCGUUUCAAAUUAUAUAUAUUUAUUUUUAUCUGGAUUCCUUUGAUUCUUGUAUAGCGUUUUUUU
Phalaenopsis equestris is the source of this 2522-nucleotide messenger RNA. Its product is annotated as ABC transporter B family member 28. Bases 260 to 2440 code for a protein of 726 amino acids. Gene Ontology annotation, biological process: transmembrane transport. The transcript is spliced from 16 exons. The record is from RefSeq and is a predicted model, not a curated record. Lineage: Eukaryota; Viridiplantae; Streptophyta; Magnoliopsida; Asparagales; Orchidaceae. Gene Ontology annotation, cellular component: membrane. Gene Ontology annotation, molecular function: ABC-type oligopeptide transporter activity; ATP hydrolysis activity; ATP binding.